CGUUGGAUGACCUUCGCGCCCCCAACCUGCCUGCAAAGGGAGCACCUUCGCAUUGGUAUUCAAAGCGGCACCACGACUGGCUGGGCAAGCCAGCUGUCUUGCAUCAAAGAUGUCUACAAGCUUCAACAUGGCGUCGCUCCGGCGAACGCUAGUUUCUGUCGCCGCUGCUAGGACUCGCACAUCACCCUGCGUGCCUCUUACGGAAUACACAGAUCUUUCGAGGAGGGCGCUGCACACCUCAGAGGCGAGUCGAGCUCAGGAAGCUUCCCCCAGCACAUCCAGACCUUCCGGUCAGCGAUCGUCCUCUUUCGCCCAGCGCGAUGCUCAAGGUGGAGCUGCCCGAGCACGUUCGGCAGGCGGUCCAAGCUCAGGGGCAUACUCUGGCGGUCGAACCUUUCCCUCUUCCAACAGAUCAGGACCAGGUCGCAGAUUCGGACCUGGAGGAGCGAGUGGAAGGUUCUCGGGUGGGGCAGGCGGAAGAGGGAGAGAUUCCAGGAAACCUCGCGCUCCCCCCAGAAGACUGCCGCCGUACGAGGAAUGGCUAAAAUCAGAAGAUGCAAAGAAGUGGAGACAGCCACCCUCUGACACUCGCGGGCCCUUCUGGAUCUCUGAUACACCCUUUCCACUGAACAAGACCUUCAACCCUUCUCCGCCAAUCGCCAGUCACAUCCGCGACGAGAUGUGGGCACAACAUCAAGCUUCGCCACGGGACACUGGAUCAGCUCGAGAGAUAAGCUCUCGCUUCGGCGUAUCCAUCGAGCGCGUCGAAGCCGUGCUCCGUCUCUGUGCCCUCGAAAGAGAAUUCACUGCUCAUGGUCAACCUCUACAGACGCACUUCGCAGCCUCAAUGGAACAGAUCCUGGGCUCAGCUGCGAAACCUGCCAAGCUUCGCUUACAGGAGCGUGCAGCUGCAGCAGAAUCGGGAGGAGCGAGCGAUGCGUCCCAAUUCCGCUCGCCUGUCCUCUCGCCCCUCUACAGAGCUCCGAGCAACAAGGGCGGUGCGGAUGGUAGGAGUUCUGAUCCGAAUCAAGCCAUCGAUGAGGAUGUUCCUGUGGAGUCGAAUCCUAAGUCGAAUGAAGUGCUGGAUAUCAGAGGACCUCACCGUGAGAUGGUCGACGAGGGCUCCGAUCCCCCAGAGGUGCUCAGGCCUGCUUUGGAGGCUGCCACCCAGGAGCGACAAGCACAGAUCAGCGCGAUGCCCUCAUCCAAGCCCGAGUACAUUCGGGAUCGCGAGACUGGAGAACUAGAGCAAACCUCGUCCGUUCCGCUCUCGCUCGACGAGCAGCGAGCCUUCAAGGGUCGAUCCUUGAAGGUGGUGAAUGUGGGCAGCAAGUCGUAUCGGGGUGCGGGUACUGUGGAAAGGAAUAGGAGGAGGGCAGAGAGGCGAAGCAGAAUGAGAGCUGUGCUGAGGCUUAAGAGGGCUAGAAAGAUGGACAAGGCGGAAAUGAGGAGAGUCGAGAGGGCCAUGUUUCUCGCUGAACGCAAAUUCUCGGGUCAAAAGGACAGUGAACAAGCUGGAAGCCAUCAAGAAGGCGAUCGAGGAACGGUCGGGCAAGCCUGAGCUGGUGGUGCGGCUGCCUCACCUAGCUCAAUGUAACGAGCCAAGCCGAACAUUUGGACGAAAUGGAUAUCGGAACGCUGCAUCCUUCGAAUUGGUCUGACACAAUUGACAUGAAUUUGGAACGCCUACAAUCAGAAGUCAACGAGCAUUGCAGGCACAGCGUAGCUGAUGUGCCUCAUAUGUCAGCAUCAGCCUGCAGAGGAGGUGGGUAAGGCUAUACAUCGCGUCUGGGAAACACAUAACAGGCAUCUUCCCUCCUUCUUGCUUGUGACAAGGUGACGCAGUAUUCAGCGCCCCAACUCAGGAGUCCUUCACACUCUGUCGGUGGCCUGCAACCUUAUAUGACUUGAAUCCUAUGCGCAUCGCCC
Ceraceosorus guamensis is the source of this 1929-nucleotide messenger RNA. RefSeq lists its product as hypothetical. Gene Ontology annotation, molecular function: structural constituent of ribosome. The transcript has 4 exons. The record is from RefSeq and is a predicted model, not a curated record. Bases 128 to 1561 code for a protein of 477 amino acids. NCBI's taxonomy places the organism in Eukaryota, Fungi, Basidiomycota, Exobasidiomycetes, Ceraceosorales, Ceraceosoraceae. Gene Ontology annotation, biological process: mitochondrial translation. Gene Ontology annotation, cellular component: mitochondrial small ribosomal subunit.